Salarias fasciatus (jewelled blenny) is the source of this 2812-nucleotide messenger RNA. It is a transcript of the gene ikzf1, whose product is annotated as IKAROS family zinc finger 1 (Ikaros). NCBI's taxonomy places the organism in Eukaryota, Metazoa, Chordata, Actinopteri, Blenniiformes, Blenniidae. Gene Ontology annotation, biological process: regulation of transcription by RNA polymerase II. The record is from RefSeq and is a predicted model, not a curated record. The transcript has 5 exons. Gene Ontology annotation, cellular component: nucleus. Gene Ontology annotation, molecular function: RNA polymerase II cis-regulatory region sequence-specific DNA binding; DNA-binding transcription factor activity. Bases 1783 to 2646 code for a protein of 287 amino acids.
CGCGCCCGCAGCCGCCGACAAGCACACGCUAACGCGCCGGCGUGCGACCGCCCCGUCCCGUGAAGCAGCGAGCAGAACGUGUCCCCCCAAACAGGACGGCGUCCCCCCCCGGAGCGUCCAGAUCAGACCCAGACCACUAAACGAGAGUCAUGUCAGGAUCACACGCAGAAAACAGCGUUUCUAGAACUGAAUCCUGUCCUCAUCCAGUGGGAGACAUUUGCCGAUCCGAAUCCCUUGGAAAAAUGAGUUUAAAGCUGCGCAGAGACACAUGUAGGUCAUUGGCAGGAAAGGUUAGAAAGAAUCCCUUUGAUCCAUGGCAUGUCAUUAAUAAGCCCAAUCUUAAGGAAUAGCUAAUGUGGCCUUGAUUCGAGUUUGUGAACAUCGAGCCAGGGAAUAUCGCCGUGAAAAACACGGAUGGAGCCGCCGAGGGGGCCGCAGGGCAGCCGAGAGCGAGAGAGAGAGAGGGGGAGAGAGAGAGAGAGAGAGGCUGGUCUCAUACAGCAGGAGUUCAAAGGUCAGCCACAGCGCAGCUCUUUAACACUUUCAGCUCAGCGAGUGUUUAAAGGUUGAUUAAUGACAGCUUAAAAAAAAAAAAAAACACUCACAUCCAACAUAAAAGAGGAGUUUUUAUCUGUUUAAUGAAACUGAUGGAUUGGUAAACGGCUGCAGUUUCGGCUUUUUCACACGUAUUGAUUCAGAAACAACCGAGAAAGAGUUAUUAAAUGAUAAAAGUGGAGUAAUUACUGUUAAUGCGUGUCUUUAAAUGUUUAAACACACUAUUACACAUUACAAAAGGUGGAAUUAGAGUGGAAAAAACAAAAGUAUAAUUACUUUAUUGAUCCCAGAGGGAAAUUCCUUAAAAAUGGGUUUAAGAAUUAAAAAAAAAAAAUCUUUUUAUCAUGACUAAAGAAAAUGAAGAAAACUAAAACUGCUCGAUGGCUCAAAUUUGAUAAUCCUGCCGGUGAUUCUCCAUUUCUUCAGAUCAGAUAAGGCCAAAGAUCAGCAGCACGCAGCUGAAAAAUAAGAUGUGAGAGGAAACAGAAAUAGGAUGUGUAAGAGUUUCCUAAGAAGAACUUGCCAUCAGGCAGUUUCAACACUCCUGGAGAUAAAGAGUUCAGGAACCGUGUCAAGCUCCGAGAGAUCGGCACAUCACUACCGCAUAGGUCACACACCUGCACACACACACACACACACACACAUGCGUCCCCGCUUCUGGCUGUCUGUGUGUGACUGUGUGUGUGUGUGUGUGUGUGUGUGUGUGUGUGUGUGUGUGUGUGUGUGUGUGUGUGUGUCCAGCCUGACAUGCAGGGACCUCCUGAACGCGAAACAAUUAAAACACCCGUAGAGCGGCGCGCCGUGCCGCCGAGAACACGACAGUAAGGAGAAAAGAGAGAAAAGUAAAAGAGAAGCAGCGAGAAAAGCUGAUUAUUCAGAUGUUUAUCUCUGACUGGCAGUAGGUGAAGUCUUUAAAUAGGGCGCCGGUUGCAGUGGGGAUGUCUGACUUUCUGGACUGCAUGAGAGCGGCCGUUCCAGUGCAGCCAGUGCGGCGCCUCCUUCACCCAGAAGGGCAACCUGCUGCGCCACAUCAAGCUGCACUCGGGGGAGAAGCCCUUCAAAUGUCACCUGUGCAGCUACGCCUGCCGGCGGAGGGACGCCCUCACCGGCCAUCUCCGCACGCACUCGGUUGGAAAACCCCACAAGUGCGCUUACUGUGGGCGGAGCUACAAGCAGCGCAGCUCUCUGGAGGAGCACAAGGAGCGGUGCCACAACUACCUCCAGUGCAUGGGGCUGCAGAACAGCAUCUACGCAGUAGUAAAGGAAGAAAGCAACCAGAAUGAGCAGAGGGAAGACUUAAGCCAGACGGGAUCUGACAGAGCCUUGGUGCUAGACAGACUAGCGAAUAAUGUAGCUAAGCGUAAGAGCACUAUGCCACAGAAGUUUGUGGGAGACAAACGCCUGUCUGACCUCCCGUACGACGGCGGCGCCGGCGAGAUGAUCCAGCCCCACGUCAUGGACCAGGCCAUCAACAGCGCCAUCAGCUACCUGGGGGCCGAGUCGCUGCGGCCCCUGGUGCAGACGUCCCCGGCCUCCUCCUCCGACGUGGCGCUGGGCUCCAUGUUCCCCCUGCACAAGCCGGCGGCGGACGGCCACGCCGGGACGGGCAUGUCGGCCAAAGACAGCGCCGCCGAGAACCUGCUGCUGCUCUCCAACUCCAAGUCGGCCUCCAGCGAGAAGGACGGCUCGCCCAGCCACAGCGGCCAGGACUCCACGGACACGGAGAGCAACAACGAGGACCGGUCCGGCGCGGCGGUGCCGGGCCUCAUCUACCUGACCAACCACAUCACGUCCGGGGUGCGGAACGGCGUGCUGCCGCUGGUCAAGGAGGAGCAGCAGAGGCAGUACGACGCCAUCCGCGCCAUGGAGAUGGCCUCGGAGGGCUUCAAGGUGGUGGCGGCGGACGGCGAGCAGGUGAGGGCGUACCGCUGCGAGCACUGCCGCAUCCUCUUCCUGGACCACGUCAUGUACACCAUCCACAUGGGCUGCCACGGCUUCAGGGACCCCUUCGAGUGCAACCUGUGCGGCUACCGCAGCCAGGACCGCUACGAGUUCUCCUCCCACAUAACGCGGGGCGAGCACCGCUACUGAGAAGCACGCCAGCAGGGUGGGACCGACGCCACACACACACACACACACACACACACACACACACACACACACUCACACACUCACACAAUGUAAAAUACACUGUAGAUGUCUGUUGUGUUUUUAUACAAGGCAUGCAUGUUUGUUGGCCACAGAUAAAUGUAUACAA